Lentinula edodes (shiitake mushroom) is the source of this 2667-nucleotide messenger RNA. Its product is annotated as Sodium/hydrogen exchanger family-domain-containing protein. The record is from RefSeq and is a predicted model, not a curated record. NCBI's taxonomy places the organism in Eukaryota, Fungi, Basidiomycota, Agaricomycetes, Agaricales, Omphalotaceae. Gene Ontology annotation, cellular component: membrane. Gene Ontology annotation, molecular function: antiporter activity. Gene Ontology annotation, biological process: proton transmembrane transport. Bases 1 to 2667 code for a protein of 888 amino acids. The transcript is spliced from 5 exons.
AUGGGCGUAUUCAAAGAUAUGGUCCUCAAGAGAGCGGCGGCUGAGCAGGCUGGUAUAUUUUCAGGAUCUAACCCAUCGGCCUACAACAGCAACGAUCCUAUUGUACUAUGGAUUAUCCAGGUCAUUGUCAUCAUGGCAAUGACUCAGCUGCUCGCGACUAUCUUUGGGCGUAUUCGACAGCCUCGAGUAAUCGCAGAAAUUAUAGGAGGCGUUUUCUUAGGGCCUAGUGUUAUGGGACGCAUACCAGGCUUUCAAAAUGCCAUUUUCCCUGUGAUUUCCUUGCCAAUGCUUACUCUAACCAGCAAUAUCGGUCUCGUCUUGUUCUUGUUCAUCAUUGGGAUGGAAAUUGACGGUACGGUCAUCAAGAAGAACUUCAAGGCCUCUGCAGGAAUUUCAAUCGCGGGCCUCGUCAUUCCAUUGGGUCUCGGAGCUGCUCUUGGCGUUGGGGUUUAUAGAGAAUUCACUGAUCCGAGCGUCAACUUUGGUUACUUCCUGCUCUUCACAGCUGUAGCCGUCGGGAUCACUGCGUUCCCCGUUCUGUGUCGUAUCCUCACAGAAUUGCAACUUCUCGACACGACCGUCGGCGUUGUUACAUUGGCCGCUGGAGUUGGGAACGACGUUGUUGGUUGGAUUUUGCUCGCCCUCACAGUAGCUUUGGUCAAUGCUUCUUCGGGUCUAGUUGCACUAUGGGUUUUGCUAACCGCGGUUGGGUAUGUUUUCUUCUUGCUAUACCCCGUGAAAUGGGGAUACCGGUGGCUCGCCAGGAAGACCGGUAGUCUUGAACAAGGGACUCCUUCAACUGUGAUGAUGACCGUCACUAUUCUACUUGUCUUCAUCUCUGCGUUCUUCACCGAUAUCAUUGGUAUACAUCCUAUCUUUGGCGGUUUUCUCGCCGGUAUCAUCAUCCCACACACCAAUGGCUACGGCAUUGCCCUUACUGAGAAGAUCGAAGAUAUCGUAGUCAUCUUGCUCUUGCCUCUUUAUUUUGCUCUCUCCGGCUUGAAGACCGAUCUUGGCCUCCUCAACGAUGGAAUCACCUGGGGCUAUACCAUCUUGAUCAUCGUUGUUGCAUUCAGCGCGAAAUUCUUCGCUUGUGCCGCGGCUGCUAAAGUGGCAGGCUUCAAUGCUAGGGAAUCCGGUGCAAUAGGUUCUCUCAUGAGUUGUAAAGGAUUGGUAGAACUAAUCGUCCUCAACAUUGGGUUGGACGCAAACAUUCUAUCUACUAGGACAUUCUCUAUGUUCGUUGUGCAUGCUAUCAUACUAACCUUCAUCACUACUCCGCUUGUCCUCCUCUUUUACCCGGCCAAACAUCGCAGUCGAAUAGUUGUAGAGGAUCUUGGCUCGAACAUCAUCGCCUCGAGCGAUCCAUCAACUGAAAGUGAUGAAUUCACGAACAAGUUUGCGUUAGUCCUUGAUCAAAUUGAUCAACUACCGGCUGCGAUGAUUGUGACUCGGCUUCUGUGCCCAACCAUUACAUGCACCGACUCCAAGGCAGAAAUAUCUGCUCCUUCACUAGACGAGAAGAGUCUCCCCAUUAUUCCUUAUCAAGCAUCAUUGCCAAUCACUCCUCUCCCAUCUCCCAUUUCACUCACUCUGCUCCGAUUAAUUGAGCUCAGCAACCGGACGUCUGCUGUGCUCAAGUCUCAUCUUGCUCACACCGACCCAGUUGUCAGCGUUUUCAAGACUUUUGCGUGCCUGUUGGGCGGCGGUCUCAAGGUACUCAAAUUGAAGGUCGAUAUCGAUGUCUCUCCUAGGGACGAAUUUACUGCAGUCAUCAAGGACCGAGUUCGGGAGAACGGCACUGGAAUGAUCGUGAUACCUUGGGCCAGUGGCUCUCAUUCCACCGAUGCCGAGGAGAGCGAGAUUCCCGGUGUCAGAAACCCAUUCGACAGCGUCUUCACAUCCUCGGAGUCGAAAGACCAAAUCAUGUCUUCGGUUCUAUAUUCCGAGUUUAUCCGAAACAUAUUCCUUACCGCACCUUGCGAUGUUUCUCUCUUCGUAGACCGCGGCCCAUCAGGCACCUCGACCACUUCGGGAGUGGGGCCAGACUCUCUCUUGGUCCUGCCAUUCUUCGGUGGUCCUGAUGACCGCUUAGCAUUGAAGAUGUUGGUAAAGAUAUGCGCUGGACAUGAGGAUGUGCGAGCAAUUGCGGUUCGAGUUUCCAGGGGUACACAAGAUGAAAACGAGGAGGAGUUUGACAAAAAACACGCUGCCGAAGUUUUCUUACACAAUACGAUUGCAGGUGCGGAUACCGUUUACGGUAACUUGAACACCCAAACUCGACUGGCGUCCGAUACAGCAGACAAUCUGAUAUGGGAACGUUAUGCCUCUUCAUUUGCCGCUGAACGAAACCCAUCGCUGUCCUCCGCUCUCUCUCGAAUCACAUUCGAAACGAUUCAAUCUUCGAAGCCCCUGCAUUCCGUAGUUGACUUCUUCUCUGGAAAACAGGUUCAGAGUACCGGGAGGACCGUUGUUGCGGUGCUCGGUCGCUCGAGGAGAAUGGCAGUAGAAAGAUUGGAUGGUGAGCUUCGGUCAAUUAUGUCUCAACGAAAUGCAGCUAUGGGGAGUACGGUCAAGAAAGCACUCGGAGAUGUAGGAGCUGCUUUGGUCGCAACUGGUGCCGACGCCAGCCUAUUGGUCGUACAGACCUGCGUUACUAGCUCAUAG